GCAAACCCACUAGCUUUGGCAACUUACAUGAAUGAUUAGUCAUUCCUUUUAUGCCUAAGCACCUACAUAUGUACAUAUGCCCAUAACUUUAUUACUACCUUGAGAUCGCUCCUGCUUCAUUAUUAGUAGAAGCAGGAGUCAUCGAUGUAAAGCACCUCCUUCCAUUAUACUAGACCUAGCCUCCCCCCUCAGGGAUAUUUAAACACCAGCCUUCCGCCCCUGGCCCCGCCUAUCCUUAACUUUUCACUUGUCGACUUUCAUCUUCCCGAUUACCUAGGUACUCUGAGUCUUCUUCUGGUAGCAUCACAAAUAUUCGCAAGUCCGCAUCUAUCACAUAGAAACUAAUAAAAUCCGACAUCUUAAUAUCAUCUAACAGAAAAUAUGUCGUCGACCAAGUGUGCCGUGUGCUGGAAGGAUGGCGGUAAACUUUGCACGACCUGCAAAAGCUGCCACUAUUGUUCUAAGGAGUGCCAGAGCAACGACUGGAAGUCUCACAAGCUUUUGUGCGAAGCCAUCGUAACACAACCCAACCGUCCAUCCCCCGCUCACGUUAGAGCUAUCCUCUUCCCGGAUGAUAAGCCAACUCCGGAACUUGUGUGGGUUCCCUGCCGCCCACAGCAUAUCUCCUCGGAACCCAACAUCCCCGAAUACAAUGCAGUUCGUGACCUCGUGGUGACCGACAGCCAGAAAGAUGACGCCGUCUUCCUCCGAAUUGAUUACGACUACCGACACAACGAGUCUAAGUACCCAGAUCGACUCCUCGAGAUCUGGCACCGCAGCCACCACCGCUCUGAUGGAUCCACUCCUACAACCAGCUACUACAAGACGGUAAAGCCCCAUGGCAAAACCCAACUGGACUGGCGAGGCCCGCUACUCGCCUUCGGCAUCGCUACCAAAGACCCCCUAGGGGACGAUGAUCAACGGGUCAAGCGAUACGCCGACGCUAUACUAGCUGACCUUCGAGGCAUUGUCGAUCACGCUGUGUGUUACCACCGGGAUAAUGAUAAUCUAAUCAAGGAUAUGCUCGAACUCUCGAGUGCUGGGGUGAGAGUUAUGGCGUCGUCGGGCUUGAUACCAUCAGUUUUGCCUCGUAGUGGAAAGAAACAAGAUGAUGGACGUAAGAAGGGAGGUAAGGGAGACGAUUCUAAACGGGCAUCAUCGUGAACUUCACUCUUCGACCGCCGAAAACAAUUAUUUAUGCUAAUUUGCGUCAUCCUAAAGAAAUUAGUUGCA
This is a messenger RNA of Hypoxylon trugodes, 1233 nucleotides long. RefSeq lists its product as uncharacterized. NCBI's taxonomy places the organism in Eukaryota, Fungi, Ascomycota, Sordariomycetes, Xylariales, Hypoxylaceae. The transcript has a single exon. The record is from RefSeq and is a predicted model, not a curated record. Bases 382 to 1164 code for a protein of 260 amino acids.